AUGGCGGAUUUAGCCAAGCCAAAUGACACUAAGCCUAGAAAACGAGUUGCAGUCAUAGGAGGUGGAUGUGCUGGACUCACCUCUAUCAAGCAAUGUUUGGAUGAAAAGGAUCGUCUAGAGGUGGUUGCAUUCGAGCAGGAGCCAUACACUGGUGGAUUAUGGCGGUAUGUUGAUGUGACAGAGGAGAAUCCCAAUCCUCAUUCGUCCGUCUACAAGAGCAUUACCAUCAAUGUAUCCAAAGAAAUGAUGACCUUCUCCGACUUUGCCAUCCCUGGCAGUUGGCCAACCUACCUUCACCACAGAAAGAUUGUCCAAUAUUUCGAUAUGUAUGCCGAGCGAUAUAAAUUGAAGGAUCAUAUCCGUUUCAGCACCAAAGUGGUCGAGGUCCAAGAGCUAAAGGAUGAAGGUAACCGCUGGCUCGUACGAUUCCAUCCAGUAACGACCACUGCGACCACUUCUGCAGAUUUUGUGGUCCAAGAAGAGAUCUUUGAUUAUGUAAUGAUGUGUACUGGUCACCACUCAGUCCCUCGGUAUCCAUCCUUUCCUGGAAUGGAUCCUGAUGACCUCGAUGCCUUCACAGGACAGCAGAUCCACUCACAUUUCUAUCGAGAGCCUAAUCAAUUUAAAGAGCAGAAUGUACUCGUGGUUGGACUUGGCAAUAGUGGGGCAGAUCUAGCAGUUGAAUUAUCACAGGGUCAAUCACCGGUAUACUUGUCGCGGAGAACUCCUGUCUGGAUACUUCCUCGUUGGCUACUAGGCAAACCUAUGGAUCAUUUCAUUACUCGAUUUAUAUACAUGCUUCCCGCGAUCCUUGUUCAAUGGACCUUAAUGUUUUUGAUCAAAUUGACAUUCCCUAAACUGCACCCAUUGAUGAAACCAAAGCAUAGAGUAUUUAUGACCAAUACAGUCAUUAGUGCUUCGCUGCAUGAGCGGACCAACACUGGUAUGGUUGUGCCAAAGGUCAAUAUUAAGCGAAUUGGACCAGGAAAGCGAGUGGAGUUUGAGGAUGGCUCAUCUUUGGAGGAUAUCGAUACGAUCAUGUGGUGUACAGGCUAUCAGGUCAGCUACCCAACCUUGGAUCCAGAGAUCCUUUCAAGUAGCAGUGGUGGGAAUGGGGACAACCAGGCCCAAUUAUGGAAGUUUAUGUUUUCUCCUCGACAUCCCAACAUUGCAUUCAUUGGCCUCAUCCGACCUAAAGGCGCAUUUGCUCCAGUGCUCGAGAUGCAGAGCCGAUUUGUGUGUCAAGUCUGGGCAGACCGUUCACUCACACCUAUCCCUAGUCCAGAUCAAAUGGAGGAAGAAAUCGUCAAGGAACAGAGAGAGACUCAAAAGGAGUGGGGAGCUAACCAUAUGAUCCAAUUUGAUUCAUAUCCCUAUAUGGAUAAACUGGCUAAACGCAUUGGGUGCUAUCCAAGCUAUUCAAAGCUCGUGAGGCGGUUUGGACUGGUAGAAGGGACACGUUUGAAGAUAGAGGCAAUCUUUGGUCCCCCUUUUCCAAUGUUUUAUCGGCUGGUAGGGCCUCACCCUUGGAUGGCAGUUGGUGAUGGAAAGGCCUUGCCGGGAGACCCAGCUCGAGAGGUGAUAUGGGGAUAUAGAGGAUGUAAAGAGUAUCAAGGCUCCAAGUACUUGAGAGAUGAAAGUGAGUCGCUGUUGAAGACUGGAGCCUAGGAUGAUCAUUGAAAGUC
Lobosporangium transversale is the source of this 1685-nucleotide messenger RNA. RefSeq names its product flavin monooxygenase-like protein. The record is from RefSeq and is a predicted model, not a curated record. Lineage: Eukaryota; Fungi; Mortierellomycota; Mortierellomycetes; Mortierellales; Mortierellaceae. The coding region runs from base 1 to 1668 and encodes 555 amino acids. Gene Ontology annotation, molecular function: flavin adenine dinucleotide binding; N,N-dimethylaniline monooxygenase activity; NADP binding. The transcript has a single exon.